Cryptosporidium muris RN66 is the source of this 915-nucleotide messenger RNA. Its product is annotated as cyclin-dependent kinase A-1, putative. Gene Ontology annotation, molecular function: ATP binding; cyclin-dependent protein serine/threonine kinase activity. NCBI's taxonomy places the organism in Eukaryota, Apicomplexa, Conoidasida, Eucoccidiorida, Cryptosporidiidae. Gene Ontology annotation, biological process: protein phosphorylation. The record is from RefSeq and is a predicted model, not a curated record. The transcript has 2 exons. Bases 1 to 915 code for a protein of 304 amino acids. Gene Ontology annotation, cellular component: nucleus.
AUGAAAUGGAUUAAUAUAAAGAAAUUUGACAUACUGGGGAAGAUAUAUAGUGGGAUAUAUAGUACAAUUUUUCAAAUUAAGGACGGUACUAAAGAUAAAUUAUAUGCCUUGAAGGUUCCAAAUCAAGAAAUAAAUUUUAGACAAGAUGGUAAAGUUUACUUGGAGAAUGAAAUCAAGAUACUUUCAAGUAUUAGAAAUAAAUAUAUAAUAGAACUAGAGGGAGUUAUUAGAGAUAAGAAUACAAAUAUGGUUUAUAUGGUGUUGGAAUAUGUUCCUUUUACAUUAGAAGUAUUGAUAAAUAAAUCGUAUCAAUUAAGUAUUGAAGAAAAAAUCAAAAUAAUAUAUCAAAUAUUAAAAGGGGUUGAAUAUCUUCAUAAUAAGGAUAUUGUCCACUGUGAUCUAAAACCUAUGAAUAUUCUGAUUGAUAAAUACAAUAAUAUUAAAAUAUGUGACUUUGGGAUGGCAAGGAAAAUUAAUUGGUUAGAUAGCUGUGAAUAUUUUAGGGCUACAACACUAUGGUAUAGAAGUCCUGAAAUAUUACUAGGGGAUUUCAAUUAUACAAAAUCGUCUGAUAUAUGGUCUAUUGGUUGCAUAUUUGGAGAGUUAUUAUUAGGUAAGCCACUUUUUCAGGGUAAUUCGGAAAUUGACCAACUAUUAAAAAUAUUUCAAGUUACUGGAACACCAAAUAAUUCUUUAUUUGAAAAUUUUAAUUCGUUACCAUGUAUAAGAACUGGUGUCAUAUUUCCACAAUAUAAAGUGAAUUGGAAUCUUGAAUUUCAAGAUAAAUUAUCCCCUGAACUGAAAAAUAAAGUUUUAGAUUUACUAAUAAAACUUCUUAACCCAUGUCCAAAUAGAAGGACUAAUACAAAACAAGCUCUUAGACAUAAUUUAUUUUUUUUUGAAGAUGAAUAUUAA